This is a messenger RNA of Bicyclus anynana (squinting bush brown), 851 nucleotides long. Its product is annotated as circadian clock-controlled protein daywake. The coding region runs from base 54 to 824 and encodes 256 amino acids. The transcript has 6 exons. Lineage: Eukaryota; Metazoa; Arthropoda; Insecta; Lepidoptera; Nymphalidae. The record is from RefSeq and is a predicted model, not a curated record.
AGGGACGACAUUCUGACCGUAAUUAUAUCAAAAACUACAUCAAAGAAGCAGUCAUGAGGCUAUUGAUAUUUUUAAUAUUCAUUACUUCGCAGAUAACAUAUAUUUUUACAUCAAGUCUGUGUUCCUGUGAAAAUCGAUAUGCCAGCCCUCGGCUAGAAGAUUUACACCUUGAUAAGUGUAGACUGGAGGACUCGGCGUGCAUGGUCAAUGCUUUCCAAAAAGGCGUUGCGACCUUCAGCAAAGGUUUGCCAGAAUGGGGAGUGGCGGCCAUGGAUGUCAUGGAGUUCGAUGAACCCGUGCAAAUUGAUAUUGCCGGUCUAUCGCUUUGUUUCAAUGACGGCCGGUUAAAAGGAUUGGAAAACAUUAUCAUAAAAAAUAUCGAAUGGGACGCAAAUAAUCACACUAUUUAUGUUGAGUACAAUGCACCAUCGUUGGUACUGACAGGGAAAUAUUUGGCAGAUGGGCAAGUUUUGUUACUGCCCAUCGUGGGUGAUGGCGAUAUGAAGGUGAAACUGAAAAAUACGGAUGUGAAUGUACUGAUUUUCCUUGAUGUGUACAAGAGAAGCGAUAAGACGUACGUUUCUAUAAAGAACUACAAAUAUGAUUUCAAUGUUGGACUUGGUCGAUACAAUCUGACCAAUCUCUUUAACGGAGACAAAGAACUUGGCAACACUGUAUUAAAACUAAUGAACGAUAACUGGCAACAAAUUGCCCUUCAAUUUGCAAGACCAGUGAUGGAUACUGUGGCGAAUCAAAUCUUCAGAAAUGUCGACCGGUUCCUGGCCUAUGCACCUUUGGAAGACAUAUCUCUUUCAUUUAAAUAAAACGUUAAAUAUAACUUCCUUUUUCUA